CCAGGAAGCGGCAUUCCAGGAUUCAAGCCGGAGAUCUCCUGGAUAGUGUUUCUAGUGUAGUCGUGGCAGACGGAUUCAAGUGCCUCACUGCGCAGACGCGGAAAUAAUUUCCAAACCUCUCCUACCUACUGGCUGCUCCCGCCUCAAACUGGCAAUCCCGCUAUCCAAUCAUAGAACGUCCCCAUUUGUUCCGCCUAUCCUUCGCCCGGAAGUUGAUUACUGCCAAAUCCACUUUGGCGAGAGUUCUCCAUAGCCAAUUGGAAAAAGGGGCAAAGGGAACCUGUGCUGCCCAAGAGCCAAUGACGGAUGGCGAAGGAUGACGCUAUGGAUAUGGCGGCCGCAAUCGGCCUAAAGGGGUACGUGUCCGGCUGCCGGGUAACCUCUGUUCGUGCCCCGGGAGAGGAGCAGCUGUCUUGUUAGUAUUCGUACUCGCAAGGCAGCCCAGUCGGCCUUCAGGGAGAACGAGUCGCGACCAUGGCUUAUCACUCGGGCUACGGAGCCCACGGUUCCAAGCACAGGGCCCGAGCAACUCCAGAUCCCUCUUCUCUCUUCGAUGACACGAGUGGUGGUUAUUCCAGCCAGCCCGGGGGAUACCCAGCCCCAGGAGUUGAUGUGGCCUUCAAUGUCAACCACUUGCUUGGUGACCCAAUGGCCACCGCAGCUAUGGCCUAUGGCAGCUCUAUUGCAUCUCAUGGAAAGGACAUGGUGAACAAGGAGCUGCACCGUUUUGUGUCUGUGAACAAACUCAAGUAUUUUUUCGCUGUGGACACAGCCUAUGUGGCCAAGAAACUAGGGCUUCUGGUCUUCCCCUACACACACCAGAACUGGGAAGUACAGUACAAUCGCGAUGUGCCUCUGCCCCCACGACAAGACCUCAACGCCCCUGACCUCUAUAUACCCACGAUGGCCUUCAUCACCUAUGUGCUGCUGGCUGGGAUGGCCCUGGGCAUUCAGAAAAGGUUCUCCCCAGAGGUGUUGGGCCUGUGUGCGAGCACAGCACUGGUGUGGAUGGUGAUAGAGGUGCUGGCUCUGCUCCUGGGCCUCUACCUAGCUACUGUGCGCAGUGAACUAAGCACCUUCCACCUGCUUGCCUACAGUGGCUACAAAUAUGUGGGGAUGAUCCUCAGUGUGCUCACCGGGCUGCUGUUCGGCAGUGAUGGCUACUACGUGGCCCUGGCCUGGACCUCUUCUGCACUUAUGUACUUCAUUGUGCGCUCUUUGCGGACAGCAGCCUUGAGCCCCGACAGCAUGGGUGGUCCUAGCUCCCAGCAGCGUGUCCAGCUCUACCUGACUCUGGGAGCUGCAGCCUUUCAGCCCCUCAUCAUAUACUGGCUGACCUUCCACCUGGUCCGGUGACACCCUGGCUCCAAAUGGCACUGAUUUUUCCUUACAUUGAAGAUUUGGUUUCCUUCA
This is a messenger RNA of Heterocephalus glaber (naked mole-rat), 1413 nucleotides long. RefSeq names its product Yip1 interacting factor homolog A, membrane trafficking protein (gene Yif1a). Gene Ontology annotation, cellular component: endoplasmic reticulum-Golgi intermediate compartment; endoplasmic reticulum membrane; Golgi membrane. NCBI's taxonomy places the organism in Eukaryota, Metazoa, Chordata, Mammalia, Rodentia, Bathyergidae. Gene Ontology annotation, biological process: endoplasmic reticulum to Golgi vesicle-mediated transport. The record is from RefSeq and is a predicted model, not a curated record.